AAGAAAAUCUCUUAGGAUGCUCGAUCAGUACGUGCCUUAAAUAACAUUAAUGGAGAACUCGGAAGAGGAGUUGCGAGAUUUGGACGGGCUGAGCAAAAUAGGACGAACCUCCAGCAGCACAGACGGGCAGAGCAAGAAAAGGAGGAGCUCUAGCAGUAUAGAGGGGCUAGUGAGCGAGAUAGGAAGGUCUAACAGUAUAGAUGAUCUCUCCUCUGUUCCGCUGCCUGAAUUUGGAAGUAUUCACUCCCCCGAGUAUAUUGAUAACAAUGGCAGUACUUUAGACUCUCCCAUUAACUCAGGUCACAGGAAGCUAUGUAUCAGUAUCCAUGAACCUCUUCGGAAGAAGCGGAACCACCGUCACCAUGGAGACAAGCAGAGGAGACGGAGACCAACCUCUCAUAACACAGCCUUAGGACCACAAAUAUCAAGAAAGGUCAUCAAAAAGUCUGAGCUGUCCAAGUGGCAAGCAGAGAAAAUCCAAAAAGACGCAGAACUAACUAAAUAUCUUCACAUUGAUAGUAGUGAGCGUUCGGAAGAAGAAGAGACAAAAAAGACAAGACAGAGACAUCGGUCUGAAAGUAGCUGCCCUCACCCCAAAACAUUUGAUCUGAAGGGUAGAAGGAUGUCGAAGCAAGCCACCAUGAUAAGCCAAGAAGGUUUAAAGUUGUCCUCCGCUAUAAAAUCAACUGAUCUAAACUACCAGUCCACUAACACUCCUACCAGUCAUCACAUUGAGCCCCACACAGUGUAUGUAGAGUUGGAGGAGCUCCAUGAAGAUGAUAAAACUAAGAAAAUGGAGUGGGUUGAAACUGCGAGGUGGCUCAAGUAUGAGGAGGAUAUGGAGAAGAGUGAGAGGUGGGGUAAGCCUCACGUGUCUUCUCUCAGUUUCCAUAGUCUACUGGAACUGCGCAGGGGCUUCUCCAAAGGUAUAGCAGUGAUAGAUUCAAGAGAGGUGACCCUACAAGGUGUAGCUCACGAGGCUCUUAAUGAGUUUGUUCACCAAGGCAUCCUGAAGAGGGAACACAAGGACAUUGUACUUCGUGCUCUCCUCUUGAAACACAAGAAUGAGUUUCAGUCCAAGAAGAAUAAAAGGAAAAGUUUAGAUUUUUUGACUGCUAUGAGAAACAGAAGGGCUCAUUCUCUGGCGCCAGAUAAAGUCUUAACUGAGAAGGAUGAUGCAAAAUCAGAAAACAAGAAACGACUUAGCUGCCCGGAUGAGGAUCUCGGAAGAUUCAAGAAGAUACAACGUCGCAUAUCUUCUUUCGAUCCAACAUUUGGAGCCAGAUCCACUUCACAAGGUUACUCAAAAGACAUCUCCGAUCCUGCUGCAGAGCGUAGACAGAGCAUAUUUGAUAGGCUUCAGCUCAAAAUUAAUGAAUUUAAAGGGAGAUCGAGUAAAUCAGAAGAUCUGGAGUCUUGUGUUUUUACUAACGUUGCGAGUGAAGCACCUACUUUACCCGCCCUCACAGAGGAGACAAUGGAUGAGAUACAACCUCCAAAUGAGGCAAAACAAGGGAAGACCUCAAAUGAGUCAAAACAGGGAAAUAACUCAAAUGAGGCAAAACAAGGGAAUACCUCAAAUGAGGCAAAACAAGGAAAUAACUCAAAUGAGGCAAAACAAGGAAAUUCCUCAAAUGAAACAGCAGAAGAGAGGGAGAUAACCGAAAUUUCUGACAAGUUGGUGUCGAACAUUCUAGAAAAAGUGAAGCAGGAUUUUAUGAAAUGUGAGCAAGAGAUCAAACAGAAGCGGACUGGUCUAAAUUCCCGAAAGACAGUUUCAUUCAUGGAACCCCGAAAGUCAACAGUUGGACUCCACGAACUAAAUUUUGACAGACCUACACUCUCUCCUACCGCUCACUUUGUUCUUAACAAUCCUCUCGUUGUGGAAGAGGAGGAGGAAGAGGAGGAUGGUGUUAGGGUAUUGGAUGCAAUAACGAAACAUGUGGAGACAACGUCAGGAUCUGAAGAAGUACAAGCAUCUCAAGAAUCCAGCUCCGGCAAGGAUGGAGGGGACAAGAAGUCAUCUGUCAGUGACGGAAAAAGGAGAGCCAGUACUGCGCAGUUCCUCAAGCAUAAACUUAACAGGUCCCCGCUACAAUGGCUGAAAAAUGCUUCCACGAGAAUCGAGAAAUACAUGUAUCCUGAUCAGGAUAAGAGCAAUGAUCGUACUAGAAGGUUCCUCCGAGCAGGUAGUCUACCCCCUGACUGUGAAGCCGCCCCAGUUUUAGUGGCAAAACUGGACUUUCUCACCAAACCUCUGGUGGCUUUUAUCCGGCUAGCUGAUGCUCAGUACUUUGACGACAUCACAGAGUACUACAUGCCCGUGAGGUUCCUGUUUCUGGUUAUUGGACCCCACUCCGACUCCGUGGACUACCACGAGGUGGGCCGGAGCAUCGCUACUAUCAUGAGUAAUCAGGAGUUCCAACAGAAGAUGUACUCCGCUAGCAGCAAGGAGGAGGUCCUGGCGGAGCUGAAUGUGUUUCUUAACGACAGUAUAGUCCUGCCCCCUGGAGAAUACGGCGCUGACCAUAUCCUACCUAAAACUUUACAGAAAUCGAUAAGAAAGAGAAAAAAACAAGCGGCUGAGAUCGAUGAAGACAAACGAGUGAGAUACCCAGUGGUUGGAUACAGCAGCGAGCUUAAAGAGCACUUCGACCCCCUCUCCCGUACUGGGAGGUACUUUGGUGGUCUUAUCAGAGAUGUCAAGACGUUACGCAAGCGCUAUCUAUCAGAUAUAAAAGAUGGGAUGAACCUAGUGACACUGGAAAGUGUACUGUUGAUGUUCGGUCUGAUGCUAGCCCCUGCUAUAACCUUUGGAGGGUUGGCUGGUAAACACACUUAAGGGGACUACGGAGUCAUUGAGAUGCUGCUCUCUACUUGCCUUGGAGGGGUAGUGUUCAGUCUCCUUACAGGACAGCCUCUUACCGUGUUUGGGUGUACUGGUCCUAUCU
Molecule: messenger RNA, 2951 nt
Organism: Bolinopsis microptera
Lineage: Eukaryota; Metazoa; Ctenophora; Tentaculata; Lobata; Bolinopsidae
Product: sodium bicarbonate cotransporter 3-like
Exons: 25
Coding region: 50-2842 (930 amino acids)
Biological process (GO): transmembrane transport; regulation of intracellular pH; bicarbonate transport
Cellular component (GO): plasma membrane
Molecular function (GO): monoatomic anion transmembrane transporter activity; solute:inorganic anion antiporter activity
Source: RefSeq, a predicted model, not a curated record